Messenger RNA from Puntigrus tetrazona (Sumatra barb), 2858 nucleotides. RefSeq names its product solute carrier family 5 member 5 (gene slc5a5). Gene Ontology annotation, molecular function: symporter activity. Gene Ontology annotation, biological process: sodium ion transport; iodide transmembrane transport. The record is from RefSeq and is a predicted model, not a curated record. The coding region runs from base 186 to 2024 and encodes 612 amino acids. The transcript has 16 exons. Gene Ontology annotation, cellular component: membrane. NCBI's taxonomy places the organism in Eukaryota, Metazoa, Chordata, Actinopteri, Cypriniformes, Cyprinidae.
CUCAUUUUCCACACUAAUUAGUGAUAGUGACCAUAUCUUUAAACCAGUACUGUUUUCUGUCAUGUAUGAGUUUAUGUGAUUAGGUCUUUUCUUAUAAACCCGUUUUGUUUUGCUCAAAGCUGAAAGUCUCCCGAAGAGAAGGACUCUGCUCAUUUAAGCUCAGACAGAGUCAACCAGACAGCACUAUGGCUUCGGACUCUGACAGACCGGGCUUCUGUUUGGUGGACUAUGUGGUGUUUGCCGCUAUGCUGGGGGUGUCGGUGGCCAUCGGGCUAUUCCAGUCUCUGAGGAAGACCACGGGUCGCUCUAACGUGGACAGCUUCUUCACAGGGGGAAGGGGUUUCUCCGCUGUGCCGGUUGGACUGUCGCUCUGUGCCAGCUUUAUGUCAGCUGUCCAAGUGCUCGGUGUGCCAUCAGAGGCAUAUUUAUAUGGCUUUAAGUUCCUCUAUAUGUGCCUGGGACAAGCACUCAACUCCCUCAUUACUGCAGUUCUGUUUGUUCCCGUGUUUUUCCGGCUCAAAAUCACCAGCUCAAAUCAGUAUUUAGGAAUGAGGUUUGGCAGAGGGAUGCAGCUCUUGGGAAGUUUACAGUUCAUUGUAGCCACACUUCUCUACACUGGAAUAGUAAUCUUUGCUCCUGCAGUCAUUCUGAAUCAGGCCACAGGCCUAAAUAUGUGGGCAUCUCUCUUCUCAACUGGACUCAUCUGUACAUUUUACACGACAGUGGGUGGUAUGAAGGCUGUAAUCUGGACAGAUGUGUUUCAGAUUAUAGUCAUGCUCUCUGGGUUCGUCGCGGUCUUCAUUCAGGGCACCAUUUUGGCAGGAGGGCCUGCCAGAGUUUUGGAGAUCGCCAACAAUGGAUCCCGCAUCAAUUUUAAUGAUUUUGUGAUAGACCCUCAGAGGCGCUACUCCUUCUGGAGUUUCACAGUGGGCGGCACUAUGGUCUGGUUAUCCAUGUACGGAGCCAAUCAAGCUCAAGUGCAGCGUUACAUAUCAUGCCAGACUGAGAAACAAGCCCAACUGGCGCUGCUGGUUAAUCAGGUUGGUCUGUGUCUGAUUGUGAGCAGUGCAGCCACAUGUGGCAUUGUGAUGUUUGCUUUAUACUCCAGCUGUGACCCUCUGAAGACCGGCAGGAUAUCUGCUCCUGACCAGUACAUGCCAUACCUGGUUUUGGACAUUUUCCGUAAUCAUCCAGGCUUCCCGGGUCUUUUUCUAGCCUGUGCCUACAGUGGAACUUUAAGUACUGUCUCUACCAGCAUUAACGCCAUGGCAGCAGUUACUAUGGAGGAUGUAAUGAAGCCGUGGCUAAUCACUGUUUCACAGAGAAAACAGCUCUUGCUCUCCAAGUUAUUAUCACUGUUGUAUGGGCUUGGCUGCAUUACAAUGGCUGCCCUCUCCUCCCUCCUGGACUGGGGAGUCCUUCAGGGUUCGUUCACAGUCAUGGGGGUAGUGAACGGUCCACUCCUGGGAGCAUUUGUGCUGGGAAUGUUUGUUCCAGCCACAAAUAAACCAGGGGUGUUCUCAGGAGUGGCUGUUGGUUUCUGUCUGUCUCUAUGGCUUGCCGUUGGAAGCACAAUUUAUCCUCCUACACCAGAAACAAUGGGCGUUUUACCCACUAGUGCUGGUGACUGUCUGGCAAGUAAUGCAACAUUUAACAGCACCAUUACGGUCAAUGAAUCUUCUAUCUUGGGAUCAUCAGUACAUCUGGAUCAUGGCCUUCAAAAUAUCUAUUCAAUAUCAUACCUGUACUUUGGAGCCCUGUCAACAAGUGCAGUCGUGCUGGUAGGUGUGGUGGUUAGUUACAUUACAGGACCCACCAAGAAGGGUUCUAUCAGUCCUGGUUUGUUACGAUGGAACUUGGGACAAAAGACAUGCAAUGCAUCCUGUCAUAACUUGAAUGAAACUACGGCAAACAAUCCCACAGAAAUCCUUCUCAGUCCAAAAGAACUUUUUGCCAAUGCUGAAAAACAUGACGUUUUACUGAACAAAGGUGAUGUUUAUGCAGGUGCAGGAUCGGCUUUGUAAAGUAAAACAACUUUUCUAUUUUCAGACACAACUUUUAGAAAAAUUGCAUUAAUUGUUGAAAUGUCAAACAACGUUACAAUUUAACAUAAUGCAGAUUACAUUCUGUACAGUCUCUCAUAUCAAAACCGUCAAAGCCAUGCUGAUUUUGAAUGGCAUUGCUGAAUACCUGACCAUCAUCACCUGUUUUCAAAGUUGAUUUCUUGACCUAUUAAACAAUAGUGCCUUCUUUCACGGUACAAAAUCAUGCACAGUAGGUUUCUGUUCAUCAUACACCUGCGUCGCACCUGUAUGUCAGUUCACUUUCAUUCCUAGCCAAGUACAGAAGACAGCAUAAGCAUGCAUUUAAUCAACUGAAUGAUUCUAAUAGAGAUAUAUCAUUAUGGGUCUUUUCUAAAUUAUCUAAUAACUUUGAAAGUAUUAGUCUGAAACGAGAGAACAUGCAGAAAGAUACAUGUUAACAGAUUUUAAAUAUACCACAAUAAUAAAUAAUGGCACGCAGGGAUAUUAUUUCUGUGUCUAAAGCUAUAAAACAAGGCUCAUUAUUGGGAUAUUAAUUGCUCAGCACUUCUAAGCUCUGAGCUAUGACUUAGAAAAGUCACCCAAAUAUGCCAGAAAGUCCUUAAAAAAAACCUAAAAGUCAAUCAAGAUUAAGUUUUCUCAGUGAUUGUUUUGAAUCAGUACUUUUAGUGCAUAUUUUGAAUAUUUGUAUAAUUGUACCUGUAUCGCAUAGAUAAGCUGUUACAUGAUGGCAUGCCUGUGUCACAUUCACAAUAAAGCGAAAUGUCAACACUAAUAUCAGGUUCAAAUAAUACUUUCUGAUGAAAACUGUUUAAA